CACCUCGCGAUUGAGGGGCUCCAUUCAUAGUCACUUUCGUUAGGAAACUAAAUCAUCGUUGCUAAGCCCAUUAUGGCGCUUAUACUAACGACAAAGCAGUCACAGAUUAAUCUUGUUCAAAUAUAUUCAGUUUAUUUGAUCGUUUUAGCCGUAGUGAAUUCAAGAAUAUCUGCUACUAUUAUUGACGCCAAGAAUCGGGAUAAUAACGUCAUUAAUUCCAAAAAUGUUCAUAAAGCAUCAGUUCCAGUUUCCUUACAACCGCAAGCAUUGAAUGUUGUAUCAACGCAGCUAUUGCCAAUUGUCACCAGUAACCUAAAGGAAAAACUGAAAGUGUUCAACACCAAUGUGAAAACAGGAGUUAAUCAAUUCAAUGCUGCGAUAUCUAAUAACGUGAAUGCCGCCGUGGCACAUCUCCAUAGCUCAAUUUCCAAUAAAAUAAAUGCUGGAAUGGGCCAUUUUAAAAGCUCAGUAUCACAUAAACUUAACUUACUUAAUGAAAAGAUACAUUAUCUUCAGCAAAAAUCACAUGCUCCGCAUUUAGAAUCAUUAGUAAAAGUAGGAAAACCGUUUGUUGCUUUUCCAUCUACUAAGCUUCAAAGCCCAACAUAUGUGUCGUACGUAAUAAAUCCAUCGAAAACAGUACAUAAAUCAGUAGGAUCAAAAAGAGCAAAACCUAAUAAAUAUGAUGCUUUAAUGACAGACUUGGGCAUAUCAGGGUACAAGCAUUUUGAAAAUGCUGUUAUUCGUGACCUAGAGAAACGUGAAGAACAAAAAGUUGAGGCCACUAUACACACAUUGUUCGAGAAUCCAAGGCAUGUUAAAAUAUUGCCCCCAAGUUUAAUAAAUAACCUACAAUCCUCUGAUGCUCGAGAUCUUCAUAAAUCCGCAUCUACUAAUUCAUAUAUUGUCAACGAAAAUAGAAAAAACAAUACGAAUGAACGGCAAAAUUUCAAUAGUACCAUAAUACUUCUGAAUGAAAAAAAUCUUAAUUUUAACACAACUAGAGUUGUUACUGACACAGUCAUCCCAGACUUAAAAAAAAACCGAAACGAUCCUAUUGAAAUCACGGCAGACGUGAUUUCUUCAAAUAACUGCAGCAGCUUCAGAAGAAAAGAGAAGCCGUUCGUAUCCAAAACUGUCGCUCAUAAGCGAAACAAAGAAACAGAUAGUAAAAAAGUUCGAAGUAAAGAUAUAAGUAGCGCAAUUUUGCCAUCAACAACAAUAUCCCCAUUUAAGAAUAAUAAUAAGUCAAUAAUUGACAAUAGAAAACAAGGAAUAUCACAUAUUAGUGCAGGUGUAGCAAAUAAACAAGAAUUUCCAUUCAAAAGAUCCAAAUUAUGGUAUAAACAAGACCGAACCGAGCAAAAUUUUGAAACCACUACCGAUUACCCUUUUACUCCGACAUUAUUACCUGCAGGUAUACCUAAAAGGUCAAAAAAGCACACUUCUUAUUAUAGCCACAGAUUAAAUAGAAAAUCAUCAGAUUCAUAUCGUAUUGUAGCUAACAGUAAAAAGCAUAUAGAUAAACCUAAAGUCAAACACUAUCGAGGAUCGAUUAAGUUUAGGGACCAUUUUCAAAGUGACGGGACGGAUUUUUAGCUAAGUUAUGUAGCUUAAAGUUAUUUAUAAAUAUUUAUUACUGCAAAUACAA
Molecule: messenger RNA, 1651 nt
Organism: Armigeres subalbatus
Lineage: Eukaryota; Metazoa; Arthropoda; Insecta; Diptera; Culicidae
Exons: 3
Coding region: 73-1599 (508 amino acids)
Source: RefSeq, a predicted model, not a curated record